Messenger RNA from Hypanus sabinus (Atlantic stingray), 3060 nucleotides. RefSeq names its product actin binding LIM protein family, member 3 (gene ablim3). The coding region runs from base 522 to 2447 and encodes 641 amino acids. Gene Ontology annotation, cellular component: stress fiber; actin cytoskeleton. Lineage: Eukaryota; Metazoa; Chordata; Chondrichthyes; Myliobatiformes; Dasyatidae. The record is from RefSeq and is a predicted model, not a curated record. The transcript has 21 exons. Gene Ontology annotation, molecular function: actin filament binding. Gene Ontology annotation, biological process: cytoskeleton organization; lamellipodium assembly; cilium assembly.
GCCAGCAAUGACUCCGUGCCCAGCGGACCGCUCGCAUGUGAUGGGGAGCUCCAUUCUGCCGCGGUGCAUCUGCGAAACGGCCGGGUCAGCGUAGCUGCGAGCAAGGGCCAGCAGCAGACGGUCACUUGUGGGAUUGUGUCUUGAGCACAUCCUUAAUGAGUGUGUGUGGGUGGAUUAACCGGAGGUUGUCUCCAAAUCAGUGCUGGCGAGGAGCUGCGUGUCGGUGUUGUGAUUAGAGUCGGGAAAAUCAUCGGCAACGAGGGAACGCCCAGCCCAGUGUGGUUAUUUCAAGUCUUUGACCUUGUCCAUCACCCUACUGUACAGAGAAAGAUCCCAUUGGCUCUUGACUGCCAGAAAUUGGAGCUGGGAGAAAUCGAACGAUUAUCACCUUAAACAAAUGAUACAAUCACAGAGGGAACUAUUAUCCAUCGUCUAGCACCGAGACUGUCAGCACCAGGGACCUGACACUUGUAAGGUGACUGGUGAUCUCCGUGCGGAGGAGGGUGAAGGAGGUUUGCGUUAUGAACACCAGCGCAGUACCCUAUCAGCAGAAUUCGUACAGCCGUGGAGGUGAGCCUGGAACUAUCCGCUGCUAUAGAUGUGGCGGUGUGUGCAAAGGAGAGGUGGUGCGGGUACACAAUAACCAUUUCCACGUCAAAUGUUUCACCUGCCAAUUGUGCGGCUCUGACUUGGCCCAAGCAAACUUCUUCUACAAGAAUGGGGAGUAUAUUUGCACGCUAGAUUAUCAGCGGCUCUAUGGCACACGCUGCGACAGUUGUAAGGAGUUCAUUGGGGGAGAGGUGAUCUCAGCUCUGGGAAGGACAUUCCAUCCAAAGUGUUUCGUCUGCACAGCCUGCAGGAAGCCAUUCCCUGUUGGAGACCGUGUUACUUUCAGUGGGAAGGACUGUGUCUGUCAGCAGUGUUCUCAUACAUUGGUUACAGCCUCUGAGCCAAUAAAGAUUCAUGGACCAAGUCAGUGUGCUGGCUGUGGGGAUGAGAUCAGACACGGACAGUCUCUGCUGGCCCUAGAGAAGCAGUGGCAUGUGAGCUGCUUCAAAUGUCAGUCCUGUGGCGUUGUCUUGACAGGAGAAUAUAUCAGCAAGGAUGGUGUUCCUUAUUGUGAAACAGAUUACCAUUCUCGUUUUGGCAUCAAGUGUGAGAGUUGUGAUAGAUAUAUCAGUGGAAGAGUACUGGAGGCAGGAGGCAAACAUUACCACCCAACUUGUGCGAGGUGUGUCAGAUGCCACCAGAUGUUCACAGAGGGAGAAGAAAUGUAUCUAACAGGCUGUGAAGUAUGGCAUCCCCUUUGUAAGCAGUCUGCUAGAAUGGAAAAGAAGCUACGGCACAGGCGUGCUUCAGAAGCCUCAAUCUCUCCUCCGGGAUCCAGCAUUUCAGGAUCUCCUAAUCGUGUUAUCUGUGCAAAGGUGGAUAAUGAAAUACUUGACUAUAGGGAUCUGGCCGCUCUUCCCAAAGUUAAAACUAUCUAUGACGUUCAACGUCCCGAUCUGGUUUCCUAUGAACAAUAUCAGAAAUCUGCAUCAGAAGACAGACUUGAAAGAUAUGGUUUUGGGGAGUCUCUUGGAAUGCUGUCACCAUACUCACAGGACAUAUAUGAUGGGAUUGAUUUAAGACAGAGAAGAUCUUCUAGUCCUGGAUACAUUGACUCACCGACAUACAGUCGACAGGGAAUGUCUCCCACAAUGCCUCGAUCACCUCUACAAUAUCACAGACCAGAAUAUGUGUACAUAGCAACAAAAAGCAAAACCAGCGAGGAUAUUGUACAGUCUGCAAGAUAUCCUGCAGCAUACUCUCCUGAUAUAUUCCAGCAGGCAGAGCCAGAGUAUUGGCAAUACCCAACUUCGCCUAAAGCCUCAAGAUGGAGUCGAAGAUCUUCUUCUGGUGCUGAAGACGAUGGCCAAAAUAUUUGGGACCAGGGCAUUCAGAGGAUACAGAGUGGCAUUAAUCGAUUAAUUCUGAAGGAGGAAAUGAAGGCUAGAUCAGGGAGUUAUGACAAUGACCCCUGGACAACACGAAGUUCUACAACAAGUAGGGAAUACCUACAGAAUGUAGGCAUUGAUUCUCCACUUAAUGGAUCUCCACGAGGAAUGCACAUGGGUGACAGCGAUCCACUGAUUUCCAAGUCUGCUUCUCUUCCUGCCUACAUGAGAAAUGGAAUGCACAGGCCCCAGAGUGCUGAUAUUUUCCAGUAUGACAAUGACAGCUCUGUUAACUGGGGGAUGAGAGAGUACAAGAUUUAUCCAUUUCAUCUGUUGAUGGUAACCACCAGAGGCCGGAAUAAGUUGCCAAAAGAUGUCGACAGGACAAGGUUAGAGCGUCACUUGUCUCCAGAAGAUUUCUACCGGGUGUUUGGAAUGACACUCGCAGAGUUUGAUCGACUUGCAUUAUGGAAAAGAAACGAACUGAAAAAGCAAGCAAGGCUCUUUUAAACAAAUAUAAGUAUCCUGUUAAAGAAAGGAAAAUCACCUACCCAAGUAUACAAGCAUUUAUUCACACAAUCUGUUAGUAGUGUUUUACAAUCAUAUAAUGUUAAGAAAGUUAUAUGUAUCUAUGGAUGUUCUGCAAAUGUCUAUCAGGUGUGGGCUCAUAUUUCCAUAUUUUGCAACUUUUGUGAUAUAAUCCACUAAUCAUAAAGAAUUUUGGGGAGUAAAAUUACAGUGGCCCUGAUACACAGUAUGUUCUAAACUUGGAUUUUUAAAUAAACUAAGAUUAUUUGCUAUCUAUCUCUUAUCAUUUAUUUUUGUUUGAUUUCCUUCUCUGACUUAGAUGAGAUUUUUCAUAUCAAUUCUCUAUGUUUUAUCUUUGAACUUUUUUGUUAAUGUACAAAUAGAAUUGCUGAAUGUCAAAACUCCACAGAACAGAAAACUGUCAACUAAAUAUAUUACUGAAGUAGCUGUUGUCCUAAAUGGGAGUUUUGAUAAUGUCACAGAUAAACACACCUGUAAAUGAUUCCGUUUACUCUAAUGAUUAUUAACCUUUUUUUCUCAGCUGAUAUAGAGUCCCAUAUUUGUUUGUUCAUUGAUAAUUGUUGCAUUUUGUUUG